AUGGUUCGAGACUCAGAUCCACCAGCUACACAUGGCACUACUAUUCUACUUCGUUUUAAUUCGCGUGACCGUUGCGAAAUGGCGCAGCAGCUGCCCAUACAGCUCACCCCGAUCGUAAAUCUGGGGGACAUUGGGGUAAAGAGCGCCUCUUUUAGGUUUGGCAAUGUGGCGGUGGAAGGAGACAAGCAUUUGGUGGUUCGUGAUGUGGAGAGCAGUGAACUGUACUUUGUGUCGAUGAACCUCAAGGAUGCUUUGGAGGCUCCCGGUGGCCCCACUGCAUACUCCGUGUCAAAAAAGCCGACGCAAGCGGAGGCGGCGCUUCACCACCCCACGGAUCCCAUAGUGGCUCUAAGGGCGAAGGCGGAGUGUGCGCAGCAGUUAGUGCAGGUUUUGAAUCUGGAGACAAAAGCGCGGAUGGGUACGGCUCCAAUGUCGGAGCCGAUUGUAUAUUGGCGUUGGGUGGCGCCCCGAAUCCUCGCCUUAGUAACGGACAAAGCCGUCUGGCACUGGACGCUGGGAGAGGGGGCGGAGGCGUCAGAACCCCAGAAGAUUUGUGAGAGGGAGGGCCGACUCGCGGAGGGUGUUCAGAUCAUCGGCUACGCUACAGACAAGGACAUGAAGUGGUGCGUUCUGACAGGCAUCAGUACCCAAGAUGGGGGAAAGACAAUCGACGGCUCGUUGCAGCUGUACUCAAUGGAGCUGAAGAAACACCAACAGCUCGAGGGGCACGCAGCCUGCUUCGGGGGGUUAGUGGCAGACGAGGCUGUGGGCCCACAGCCAGUCAUUUGCUUCUCCGAGAAGAAGCGGGGAAGCCCAGAAUUUAAGCUUCACAUAAGGGACCUGGCGCCAAAGAGAGAAGACGGCAAAGCCCCCUUGCGCGUGUGUACAGACAUCGCCCUGUCUCCUGAUGCUCCCUCAGACUUCCCGCUGGCUGUUCACCUAAGCAAGAAGCUUGGCCUUGUUUUUCUGGUAACCAAAGGGGGCUUCCUGCUAUUGUUUGAUGGCCUCACGGGCACUCAACUGUUGAGGCACCGCAUAUCGCAAGACCCCGUAUUCCUUACAUCGGACUCGCCUCAGACGGGGGGCGUUAUUACUGUCCAUAAAAAAGGCUUGGUUGCUCUCACUACAGUUAAUGUCGGCCUUUUGGGACCCUACAUGCAGCAUGCUUUGCCCCAGCCUAACAGAGCACAGAUCUACCUCAGUCUUGCUAAACGUUAUGGCCUUCCUGGAGCUGAUGAGACCCUUGUUCAGGCGUUCAACCAGCACUUCGCCAGCGGUGAUUACAGGGGAGCCGCACGCAUUUGCGCCACUCUGAAAUCGGGGCGGCUUCGGACCCCCCAGGUUUUGCAGCAGUUUAAGGGGGUCCCUGCACAGUCGGGACAGACUUCCGCUAUCUUGUUGUAUUUCUCCACUCUUCUUGAGUAUGGAUCUUUGAAUGCGGUAGAGAGCUUGGAGCUUGUGCGCCCUGUGGUGGCUCAAGGUAGGAAGGACUUUAUCACAACUUGGCUGAGAGAUGAUAAGCUCGAGUGCACCGAGGAACUAGGGGAUGCGGUGAGACCUCUCGAUGUAGCGCUUGCAACUCAAGUGUACAAGAAAGCGAGAGCAGGCCAAAAGGUCAUGCUUAUGCUGAUGGAGCAAGGCAAGACCGACGAGCUGUUGGAGUAUGCCACGCAAACCCGCAUGCAGGCGGACUAUUCUGCCUUGCUGCGGUCGAUGCUGACGACCAAUCCAGAGGGUGCUGUCGCGUUCGCCCAGAAACUUUUGGCGACAGACCCACCGUUGAUUGAUCCGAACCAAGUGGUGGAGGUGUUGUUGCAGCAGCAGCGCUUCCAAGAGCUUUCGUCAUUGCUACUGGAAUACCUGAAGGGAAAUAAGCCAGAGCAGGGGCCCCUGCAGACUCGUCUUUUCGAGAUCAACCUGAAGCAUUCCCCGCAGGUUGCAGAGGCCAUAUUUCAAAUGGACAUGCUGACACACUACGACCGGCAGAAAGUGGGGGCCUUAUGUGAAGCUGCAGGACUGUACCAACGAGCCCUUGAGAACUACACUGAGCUGGCUGACGUGAAGCGCGUACUGUUGCAAACAGGAGGAAAGAUAUCGCAGGAGUGGAUGGCUCAGUUUUUCGGCCGCAUGUCACCGGACAUCUGUGUCGAAAUCUUAACCGACAUGCUUCGCUCCUCCUCACAGAAUCUGCAGGCUGUUGUUGGUGUCGCCAUCAAAUUUCAUGAGCAGUUGGGAAUGGAGAGACUGAUCGCCAUGUUUGAGCGCUUCAGUAGUUACGAAGGCAUAUUCUAUUUCCUGGGCUCCAUCCUAGCGUUCUCCACUGACCCAGAAGUGCACUUUAAAUACAUAGAGGCGGCAGCAAAGCUGAACCACACUCAAGAGGUGGAGCGGGUUUGCCGGGAAGGCAAGUACUACGAACCCCAACGUGUCAAAGAGUUUCUCAAGCAAGCACAGCUGAGCGACCCGAGGCCCCUAAUAUACGUGUGUGACUUGCACGGCUUCGUUGGUGAGCUGACAGAGUACCUUUAUAAGCAUUCUUUAUUGAGGUACAUUGAAGUGUAUGUUUCCCGGGUGAAUUCGGCAAACGCCCCCUUAGUAGUUGGUGCAUUGGUUGAUCUGGACGCCCCGGAGGACUUCAUCAAGCAGCUGUUGCAGGCUGUCCGCGGGAACUGUAACGCGUCUCAGCUAGUGGAGGAGGUCGAAAAAAGGAACAGGCUGAGGCUGCUAUUGCAGUGGCUCGAGCAGCGCGUUGCCGAGGGCAGUCAGGACCCCGCCGUCCACAAUGCCCUAGCUAAGAUAUUUAUCGACACCAAUCGCGAUGCUGAGAAUUUUCUAAAGACGAAUGCUUUUUAUGACUCAAUGGAAGUCGGCAAAUAUUGCGAAGAGAGGGACCCGCAUCUGGCUUACAUUGCAUACAAAAGAGCUUGGGGACCUUGUGACACCCAACUCGUCGAGCUGACAAACAAGAACGGUCUCUUCAGGCUUCAGGCUCGAUAUCUUGUGGAGCGCCAGUGUGCGGAGCUGUGGGCCUACGUGCUGAGACCUGAGAACAGUUACCGGCGGUCGGUGAUAGAUCAGGUGGUCUCCUCAGCCCUUCCCGAGUCCUCAUCUGCUGAUGAGGUGUCGGCAGCUGUAAAUGCCUUUAUUAGCGCUCAGCUGCCACAGGAGCUCACGGAACUGCUUGAGAAGAUAGUGCUGCAUAACAGCGACUUCAGUUCGAACCAGAACCUGCAAAAUUUGUUAAUAUUGACAGCCAUUAAAGCAGAGCCUUCACGGGUAAUGGGAUACAUCAACAGGCUGCAGAACUUCGACGGCAAGGCAAUUGCCCAGGUGGCUCUGGAGAAUGGUCUAAGGGAGGAAGCACUGACGAUCUACAGGAAAUUUGGGUUGUUGGCAGAGGCAGCAGACACUCUACUAGAGGCUGCCGCAGAAGGGGGCGAGCAGGAGUUGGAAAGAGCACAGGAAUUCGCGCAGCGUUGUGGCAAUGCUGAGGUUUGGCGCAAGCUCGGAAGGGCGCAGCUGCGCCAGGGGCGUGUAGUUGAGGCUGUAGACUCUUUAAUUAAGGCGAACGACGGCGACGUCUUUAGAGAAGUUGUGGAGAAGGCCACCGAACAGCAGGCUUUCGAAGCUUUGGCGGACUACCUUCUCAUGGCUCGCAAGAGUAUUUCCGUUAAGGACCAAACACUGGACUCUGAGCUCCUAUACUCCUAUGCAAUGACGGAAAGGCUUGAAGACUUGGAAAUGUUCCUGAAUGGGCCAAACACGGCUAAUGUGCAGGCCAUAGGGGACAGACUGUUCGAGCAGCGAAAUUUCCAGGCUGCCAAAAUUCUGUACCAGAGCCUACCAAAUUAUAGCAAGCUGGCGAGCUGCUUCGUGAGGAUGAGGGACUUUGGGGCUGCCGUUGAUGCCGCAAGAAAGGCGAAAAACCCCAAGACGUGGAAGGAAGUGGCCUUUGGAGCUCUGGAUGAAGGGGACAUAAAGUGUGCGCACACGGCUGGUCUGCAACUGAUUGCCCACCCUGACCUCCUUGAUGCAUUAGUGGAAGAGUACGAGAGAUGGGGCCUUCACAAGGAACUGAUGGAGCUUCUGGAAAUAGGCGCCCAGGGAGAGCGGACUCACGUGGGUCUCUUCACUGAGUUAGGAGUACUGUAUGCUACUUACGACAGCACUAAGCUAAUGGAUCAUUGUAGGCAGCACAAGGGACGGAUGAAUAUUCCAAGACUUAUUCGAACUUGCGAGAAAUGUUGCCUAUGGAAAGAAGCAGUCUACCUACAUACCAUCUACGAUGAGUACGAGCAAGCGGCCAACUGCAUGAUACUUCACCCUACGGCCUGGCAGCAUGACCAGUUCAUUCAGGUCAUCCAAAAAGUCUCCAAUGUAGAGUUGCUGUACCACGCAAUUUCUUUCUACUUGGAGGAGCAUCCGCUACAGCUCUGUGCACUGCUCAAGGGGAUGGACAGGAAAGUAGAUCAUUCACGGGUUGUGCAGCAGCUCCGCAAGGCGGGGCAUUUGCCAUUGAUAGAAAAAUAUUUACAAGAGCAGCUGCCACUAAACGUUGCAGCGGUUAACGAAGCCAUGCUCGAGCUACUUGUGGCUGCACAAGACGAAGAACGCAUACGAGAGCUCAUCUUCGAGUGUGACAACUUUGAUCAGCUGGGUCUAGCGAAACAGCUUGAGUCUCACAGAGAACUUGGCAUGCGCAGGAUUGCAGCGCUUUUGUACCAGAAAAACAGAAAGUAUUCUCUGGCAAUCGAAUUGUCCAAGAAAGAUGCGCAGCUCCAGGACUGCAUAGAUACAGCAAAGGAGUCAGGCAGCGCCCAGCUAGUUGAAGACUUGCUGAAGUACGCCAAAUUUUGCGUUCAUCCUCCGCGUCGUGCUAACUCGAAACGCCAGUACUUCGGGUAUUUCCUGACAGAGUCGAAAGAUCCUGAAGCGUUCGCAGCUUGCCUACACAGUUGCUGCGACCUUGUGAAGCCAGAUGUGGCAUUGGAGCUCGCCUGGCGCCACAAAGUUGUGGAUUUCAUUAUGCCUUACCUCAUACAUGUUGUGCGAGAUGUCACUACACGACUAGAUCAGCUGGACAAGCAGCAACAGCAGCAACAGCAGUUGCAGCAAAGCGCCCCCAAUGAUUAUGUUCCCGACUACAGCAUGCAGCCCAUGACAAUGCUACCGGGAAUGGGAGGGUUGGCUUUGAUGCCUCCUUCGUCAAACUGUACACCGCCGCAUCAGACUUUUGGAGGUACAAAUGCUGCAUCAGCAAGUGGUAUGCAGUGUAUCGGCGAACGCACGAUGCUUCCUUCUCUGUAG
Molecule: messenger RNA, 5307 nt
Organism: Eimeria tenella
Lineage: Eukaryota; Apicomplexa; Conoidasida; Eucoccidiorida; Eimeriidae
Product: clathrin heavy chain, putative
Exons: 14
Coding region: 1-5307 (1768 amino acids)
Biological process (GO): receptor-mediated endocytosis; intracellular protein transport
Cellular component (GO): clathrin coat of coated pit; clathrin coat of trans-Golgi network vesicle; clathrin complex
Molecular function (GO): clathrin light chain binding; structural molecule activity
Source: RefSeq, a predicted model, not a curated record